Molecule: messenger RNA, 600 nt
Organism: Rhizophagus irregularis DAOM 181602=DAOM 197198
Lineage: Eukaryota; Fungi; Glomeromycota; Glomeromycetes; Glomerales; Glomeraceae
Source: RefSeq, a predicted model, not a curated record
AUGGGAUUAUGCGGAGAAGUUGGUAAUAUGGAUGAAACUAAAAUAUAUGGAGUUAUGCCUUAUGUGGCUCCUGAAGUAUUAAGAAAAAAGCUUUAUACCCAGGAAUCAGAUAUUUAUAGUUUUGGUAUGAUAAUGUAUUUUGUAGCAACUGGAAGACAACCUUUUUAUGACCGUGCACAUGAUCAUCAACUUGCAUUGGAUAUUUGUAAAGGAGUUAGACCUGAAAUAUGUGAACCAGAAGCACCAAGAUGUUAUAUUGAUUUAAUGAAUAAGUGUUGGGAUUUAAAUCCAAAUAAUAGACCAAAUGUUCUUGAAAUCUUAGGCAUUAGUACUGAUAUAAAUAAAAUGUUUAGUAAAUUUGAAUAUAUGUGUAAUUAUAAGAGGGUUAAAUUUGAGUGUGAAAUUGAGAAAACUGCAUAGUUUAGGGUCUCUCUGAGACCAUCCUAUAUUUCCUCAUACUUUAUUGUGAUAUUUUUUACAGAGCUAAUUUAUAUCAACAAUUAUCUAGUACUGUAAUUUAAAUUGAUUUGCAAUUAUUGAAAAAGACAACAUGACCAAAUUCGAUAAAGUGUUGUCUCCAAUAUCUGGAUUGGCAUGCCA